AUGAGCCAAUCUCUUGAUGGUCACCCCAAUCAGGGUUCUUCUUCAAGCUCUGUCAAAUCCAUGGGCUCAAGACCUCCUGUAGUCGCCAACAGUCUCUCAGCUCCUAAUAGUACAUCCUAUCCGGGGACUGAGACUCCAAUUAUAAAUUCCCAAAACAGGGGCUAUGAAGAAUCCCAGGACGGCCUUCCUGCUUCUCUCUCGCAGGAGGGUGUAUCCGAUCGUGGCGGUCAAUCCGAUCUCACCCUGGGUGAUCUUGCUCGACAAACGAAACUCCUCGCGUCCCAUUACGACAAGCUUUCGGGCCAUGUCGCGAUAUUCGGCAGAAGGCUUCACGACUUGCACGAUGCGAUUAACUUAGUCAUGGAGAGACAAAGCCCGGAAGACCACAACAACCCCAGGUCGUUCGCCACAGACCCCGCGAAAUGGGCCCAUGAUGCUGAUUUCUAUGGCAUUUAUCUAUGGUUUCUGAGGUCUGAGAGAGACCACGGGAGGCGAAUCGAACCUGGCGACAGCCCUCUAGCCGAGGCAUACAGAUUUCGGUACACCUUUGAUUCCUUGUACCAUGACUCCAAUCCCGUGCGUCCUCAAACACUGUAUGUAAUACGCUCAGAUUUUCACGACCUCAAUAACAACGAUCUGAAAAAGAUGUAUGCCGGGCUUGUCAAUCGAUGGAAUCUUAAGCAGUUCAGGGGUGGAAGAGUUCCUGAUGCCUCCUCCACUGGUAACGGAAACCGGGCUGCGAGUGAAGCAGACAGUAAUGCCACGUCGGCACAGGAUUCUGCACACUACCAGUCGACUCCAGAUCACAAUUAAGCUCAAUGUUAGUGCACAUCCUUCGCGGGAACCUGGCUCGUGUUUUAGUAAGGCCCGCAUUACUAUCAUAGGAGUAUUAGCUGUAUCUAAUUGAUAAGAAUGUAUACUGUUAAAGCCAUCAAUUCAGAAAGUCAAUGUCAGCCAAAAGCGUCUUGAACUCAGCGAUGGUCUAUUAAUUUGCAAGAUGCCGGGCAAAGAUCUCCAGGGUAACCUAAACGACAAUGAAGUAAAGUCGAAUUGACCAACCACGGACUUACAAUAUAGGCAGAAUCCGUCGAGCGACAAACCCUUAAAGAGUCUCGACCUCAUUAGUCCUGAAUAAGCGGCUGAUUGUCGUAUAGCCGAUCUCCCGAUGUUAACCUUGGUAGACCUAGACAAGCUGAGCUUGGUGAGCUUGGUUGUUAGUGUACUGUAGCUGUUGUCUUAGGUAGUCGUGACGUAACAUUCGC
This is a messenger RNA of Fusarium redolens, 1262 nucleotides long. RefSeq lists its product as uncharacterized. The transcript is spliced from 3 exons. The record is from RefSeq and is a predicted model, not a curated record. The coding region runs from base 1 to 813 and encodes 270 amino acids. NCBI's taxonomy places the organism in Eukaryota, Fungi, Ascomycota, Sordariomycetes, Hypocreales, Nectriaceae.